AUUAUUGUCUCGAGUCGUAUAGGUAGGUGUGCAGGGUGAGAAGUGUGACGACUGUACCAGAUAAGACUUCUGGAUUCCGUUCUAUUUUUUGUCAUUAUCAGUCUAUAGGACACAAUGUUGAAGUUAUUACUUGCAAUACUUCUGUUUAAAACAGCUCAGUUGCUGCAGCGACCAUACCCUCCCGGGAGUCAAAAGUGGUGCUUUUCCUCCGCGGGUUGCCCGGAUGAUGAAUGUUGUGUACACGUGACAGAACCGGAUGGGCCAUUCGGGAGACGAGGUGUAGCGCCACCUGGGAGGUGUUUCACUGAAACGUCGGAUCUCAGAGGAAUGUGCAUGAGGUCGGCGUCUGAGAGGGCAGCGGUGCCUCACUGGUGUAACGACGGGGGCGACUGCGCCGACGACGAGUGCUGCGUUGAGUAUGAUCAGGGUCCAGGCUUCGGACGGAGGGAGGCCGGCCGGGAUGUGUACCUCGGGGUGUGUGAUAAGCUGGGACACUUCGACUCAGAUUGUCGUAUGGACCACUUCAACAGCACUAACAACGCCCGCCCCGAUGGUCUAGUGAAGAGUUGCCCCUGUAACAUCAAGUACAAUUGCACUCUCAUUGACGAUUCCGACAAAACGCUGGGGAUUUGCACCUAACAGAAAUACCAAAAUUGCUCUCGCCAAGAAGACUUUUUCAAUAAACUGAAAUAUAUUUA
Molecule: messenger RNA, 698 nt
Organism: Haliotis rubra (blacklip abalone)
Lineage: Eukaryota; Metazoa; Mollusca; Gastropoda; Lepetellida; Haliotidae
Exons: 5
Coding region: 115-639 (174 amino acids)
Source: RefSeq, a predicted model, not a curated record